Messenger RNA from Hemicordylus capensis (graceful crag lizard), 4942 nucleotides. RefSeq names its product BEN domain containing 2 (gene BEND2). Gene Ontology annotation, molecular function: DNA binding. The transcript has 12 exons. Bases 1045 to 3228 code for a protein of 727 amino acids. The record is from RefSeq and is a predicted model, not a curated record. NCBI's taxonomy places the organism in Eukaryota, Metazoa, Chordata, Lepidosauria, Squamata, Cordylidae.
AUAGCGAGAUUGUAUGCGAUUUACCAGAGGGAGGAAACAGCUCUUGAGGGCAAUGGAUAACGAUUUAAAAGCUACUUGGGGAUAAGGAAAGAGCAGUCACGGGUUUCGCGGAAGCUUGUGAUUGCGUCUGUUAAGGGGCGGGUUGCAAGAAUGAAACUUGCAGACAGGUUUCUUGGAGGCGAAGAGAGUCUGAGCGCCCAUUUUGCUGCGAUAGUGAUCUAGCCGUACUGCACCCGCUCACUGUUGCUGAGAAAUAUGAAACAACGUGUAUGCUUCUGAGCAAUGAGCAUAUGCAGAAUGUCCACCCACCCGCCAGCUAGAUUUAGCCUCUCAAAAAGUGCCUAUGAUUUGUGCACCUGGAAGCAAGUCUUAUUAAACACAGUGGGACUUUAUGGCAUGCACAGAUUGUGCUGUAAAUAUUACUUCAUGAGAUAAAGAAUAUUAUUUCACCUCUGCGUGCCCAGUGUGGAAAGGGAGCAGUGUUCACUCUAAGAGGAAUUCCCAGAAGUUGUUGACUACAACUCCCAUAAUUCCAAGCAAAAGCCAUUGCAGCUGGGCUUCCUGGGAAUUAUACAUCUGGGACUCUGUUAGAGGGAACACUGAAAGGGAGCUCUGAUGUCCUUUGCUAUGCAAAGAGCAAUAUGAUGGUAUCCACUGGCAGUGUUCUCUGGCAGCCAAAGCUGAUCAUGUUACUUUUCUAUCACAUACCAAAAGUAAGAAAACAACAAGCACUGUAUGCUGUCUCAAAAAAAAACAUUAAAAUCACAAUAAUUAUGCACCUUGAUAGUGCAGAAUUGUAUGGGGCCAUAGCUCAGAGGUAGAGCAUCUGUUUUGCGUGCAGGAAGACCCAGGUUCAAUCCCCAGCAUCUCUGAAAGAGCUGCUGCUCUGAAGAGCCACUGCCAGGCAGCUCAGACAACAGUGAGCUAGAUGGAUCAAUGGUUUGACUAGAUUAUAUCUCUGUAAGAGCUGAGGAUGACAACGCCGUUAUAAUUGAUGAUUCAGAAACAGAAGAUACAAAAAAUGGACUUGUGCCACAAGGAUGCAUGUCAGUGGAAAAAAACAUUCAAAUAAACAGUGAUGAUCAGUAUGUAACUCAGCUUGCAUAUGAAAAUGAAGAUUUAUUGGCUAUGGGUGAGCCACCUGCAUCACAGACAAACCUUUCUAUGAGUAGAUCAAGACUUGGCCACAGCCCAGAACCAAUGGAGUUUGUUUAUUUACGUAAAAGGCGCCGACCUACAUCUUCGCAGCUGGGGAUGAAAUCAAAGGAAGCUGAGUAUGAAGAUGGAAGUGUUAUUUAUGAAUAUGAUCCAGAUUAUGAAUGUGGAAGUGUUAUAUCUGAAGCUUCAUACACAGGAGAUCAACAGAAAACUCUUAUGGAAGUCCUUAAUUAUUGUCAGGCCAUGUAUGAUGCUAUACAGAAACUGGAUAAGAAGUUUGAUAGCCUUCAUAGAAAGGACUCAGAAAUGCAACACAGCCGGCUAAAACCUUUACUUUUCAAGCCUAGGCCAGUUGGGUUUACAUACAGAAGUUCUAGUAGUCUGUCACCUGCAAAAAUCAGAGUGCAGAAACCAAUGGAAAGAGGGUCAGGUCUUCAGAUUCCACCCCCUGGACAUGGAAAUCACAGCCCACCCAUGAAGGUUAGGCUACAAAGGGCCCAUAUUCAGGCCAGCCCUGCAGUAACAACUAUUCCACACACUCUUAAACCUGAAUCACAGCAAUCACUGCACAGGGAGAGCCCACCCCUCCCUACAAUAGUUUCUACUCAUUCACUGUAUUCUCCAUUCAGCAUGGCUAGUGAGAUUCCUGAACUUCCUUCACAAACCAGUCUAGCAACCAUAGUCAAUGAAAGCCCUGGUAAUGUGACAGUAGCUUCCCAAGUGGUAUCCUCAGCAAUGCCUACACCAUCAGCAAUGAAAUUGGAGAGGAACAAUAUGAUGAUCACCUACAAAGCUCCAAGUGGCAGUACAAACAUCCACAAUGAGAUGCCCCCUUCUUCUUCUUCAUCAUCCACUUCUAUCAAUCCAGCAAUAGCCUCCACUCAUUCAUUGUAUCCAUCAUUCAGCACAGCUAGUGAGAUGCCUGAACUUCCUUCACAAGCCAGUCUUGCAGCCACAGUCAUUGACAGUCCUGCUCACAUGGCAUCUUCUCCUGUAUCUUCCCAAAUGGUAUCAUCAGUGAUGCCACCUGAAACCAGCUUGGGGGAAAACAACAUGAUGGUAACUUAUAGAACAUCUGGAAGUACAAGUAUGAGUAACGAGAUGCCAUCUUCAUCUAUCAGUUCUAAUUUUGAGUUUGUUGGUGAUCCAAAAAGGAAUGUGAAGGUCCUUGGUAACUAUCUGAUGAAAGCACGACAAAAGACCAGACCAAAGUAUGCUGCUCGCUACUUAGUCCGUGUCUUGUUCCCAAAAGAAACAUUGCUGUGCAGUGUUAUGGGUGUGAGAGCACGAGGGCGCAGGACACUGGACCCGAACAAAAUAGCUGCUAUAAGAGAAUUUCUUGCAACUUAUUUCCUAAACUAUGAUCUGAGUGAGCAUGGAAGGGACUGGAAAACCUGUAUCACAAAUGUGAAUGCAAUGAUUCGCUGCUUACGUUAUGAAACCAAAACAAACCCAGAGAUCAUUGAAGGAAAAGAGAAACCUCCUGAUACUCCAGACACAUCUAUGUGUGUAGAUCUAGUUGAUAAUGGCGAAGAGAAUGAGGUCAAUUCUCAAACCACAUUGAAAGUGGCCAGUUCAACAUCAAACAAACUUCAGAAUUCAGCAUGGGAUAAUAAUAACCCAGAAGUGUUCUAUCCACCUCCACCCAGUAAACUGCCGUCUUUAGAACCAAUGGCAACCCUUGGGAAUCCAUUGCGGAAUGUUCAGUUGCCCUUCUCAGUUAUUUAUGUCGCCAAGGGAAAAUCUCGGCCAGAACUUUCAGCACGCUACUUGAUUCGUCAUCUCUUCACAGAGGAUGUCCUGGUAAAAAGUAAUGUAUAUGGCAAUCUGGAACGUGGGACAUACCCAUUGGACUGCAACAAAAUCAAUGCUCUUAGAGACUUCCUCCAAGAGAAUUACCCAUCUUUUGAUCUGAUGGAAACUGGAUAUGACUGGAAAGCAUGUGUUGCAGCUAUAAACAGUACAAUUCGCAGCCUGAGAUAUGACCAUAAAAGAGCUUCAGCUGGAGUCCGGAGCAAAGCACUGGCUGAAACAUUACCAUUGUCACGAAGUUCAAAAAGUCUUCUGUGAAGUCCCACUGCACUAUAACCCCAUAAAAGCAAUAUUCUUGUCUGUCAGACUGUGUAAUGUGUCUAGCUACCAGCUUCAUGUGGGCUGCAGCCUCAGUGGACUUUGUCAAGAUGUGAUACAAAUGUUCACUUUUAAGAAUUGUCAACUGAUCGAUUUAGUUUCUAAAUAAGACCACAUUUAUUCAAACAGAAUAAGAAUUUGGGUUCUAAUAUCCUACCUGUGAUACUUCUGUCUGCUGUAGAUUAUGAACAAUGCAAGCUUAAAAGAACCUCAGUGGAUACAGUGGAGACCACUGAGAAAUCCUAUCCCCAGAAGAAAUAUUGUGUGUGUGUGUGUGUGUGUGUGUGUGUGUGUGUGUGUGUGUGUGUGUGUUUUAAACUGGGCAAUGCAUUCUCCUCCUCGUACUCCCAUAAUUCUACCAUGAAAGUGAAGAGUUGUCUGGAUUUUUGAAGGUGCACAGGUCCUUUGAGGGCCAAAGCAGGUGUUAAUUCUCAUGUCACACAGUCUUCUCAUUCAGCUGUAAUACCUCAGAGAGAUUAGCCUUUUUUCUGAUGUGUCAGCACUUCACAUGGCAUAUAACUUUAACAUGGGUGUGCUUUCAAAUACAUACAAAAUCUGAAGUGGUACAGUUAUGUGAGAGGUUUGGACUGCAUCAGAAAGUGAAUGGGUUAUUUAGUACUGGGCUAUAUACAGUAACCAAAACCAGUAGAAUCUUUUGCAUUUUACCAACACUUGUCUACAGAGUCAUUCACACGACCAUUGCAGCAGGCACACGACGGAUUGAGCAGACACACGACUGCUUGCACCCUUUUAUCCAGGCGAGGUAGGCCUACCCAAGCCUGAGCAGGGCUGCUCUUGUGAACAGCACUACCAUCCCACUCUCUGCUUUUCUUUUCCUCAACUUAGAACAAUGCCUGUUGGUAUACUAUUUCAGAGUACUGCUUAGUUCCAAAUGCAUUGUGAGAAUGUGGUGAUUGACACGUGGAAGCUCCUCACACCCGAGUUAGUUUUUCUGGAGGUUGUUGACUAUUUGAAUUAAACAUCUAACAGAGAUGUAAAAUGAUAGCUCAAGGUGAUCUGUCUCAUCCUGGAUUUCUCUCAAGAAUAUGAUGAACUGUUGUGCUGUUCUCAUGGCUUGAUUGUGCAUUCUUUUGCAGCUAAUGUAUAGGUGACCCAUGAUGUAGUAUAGACUACAGGGAUUAGUUACACAUCAGCAUAGAUCUGGUGUUAUACCAAUUAAUGGCUUUGAGUCUAUAAAAAUAUGCCAUCAAAUUGAAAUUUUGCAUUAAACCUCAACUAGCAGUACUGUUUUGAAAAGUAUAAUAGAACACAAAAAGUUUUUAAGAAGUAUAGUAGAACACAAAAGUAAAGUAAAACAUGGUAGACAUUCAGUUUGAAACUCAACAGUGAUUGGAUUAUGGUAAUUGUGACUCCUUUAUGUAUAUGAGUUAGUUAUGUUAACAGUAAGUUUCAAAGAAUUGUUGCUUGUCUCUGAUUUAGGAUGGUUUUAUUGUAGAUUAAUUCUUCAAAUCAGAAAAUAAAUCUCAGAAAGUUUGAAUUAAGCAAAGCUUUUGUGUCAGAUGAGAGAUUGCUGAGCAGGGGAGAAUAAAGUGGGGGAAUAGCAAUCUAGAACUAAAUUAAGAAUGUAAAUAAUGUAGAUUGCUUAAUGCUGAAGGGCAUACAUUUCUUGAAAUAAAACUAUAUUUUGUUGGCA